This is a messenger RNA of Metarhizium album ARSEF 1941, 627 nucleotides long. RefSeq lists its product as uncharacterized. Lineage: Eukaryota; Fungi; Ascomycota; Sordariomycetes; Hypocreales; Clavicipitaceae. The transcript has a single exon. The coding region runs from base 1 to 627 and encodes 208 amino acids. The record is from RefSeq and is a predicted model, not a curated record.
AUGCACCAAAAUGUCGGCACUCAUCACCCGCACGUCGAGAAGCUCGUCAACCAGCUCGUUUCGCAAAUCGCGCCCUUUUCCGGCCUCAUCCUCACCAUUGCGGCCUGCGUCGUCGCCGCCGUCCGCAUCUACCUCCUCGACGCCGUCGUCAUCCCCCGCGUCUACUCGCCCGCAGUCGUCAAGGACCUCAGCGCCGCCCAGCGCCGGAGCUUCGUCAACCAUCACGUAGCAGCCGGGUCCAAGAUAUUGCUCAUCCUCGUGACGGCCUACCCGCUGUUUGCCAUCCUCGUCGGCCACGGCGCGCCGCACACGCCCCUCGCUCCGGGCUCGUCGGCGACCUUGGGGGAUGUGCUGAUUGUCUCGUCGCAAAUCUUCACCGUCAUGUACGUCUUCGAGCUCUUCUACCGCGACACCAUCUCGCCCAUCGCCUUUGCCCACCACGUCGGCGCAAUCGUCGUUGCGCAGUCGGCCGUCGCCAUGAGCAUCAAUUUCGACCACGAAAGCGACGCCGUGUACGAGUUCAUUCUCUGCUUCAUCUGGGGCGAGUUCUUCCUCCUCUCUCCUGGCGAGACCCCUCCCCACCUCUGGGCGCGCGCCACUAACCUUUGCGGCGACAGGUCUCUUUGA